GGAUAACAUGCAAAAACCCAACCCUCCCAAGAACCUCUCCUCUCCUCCUUCCCCCUCCCAUGGAGCUCCUCCUGGCUCCCCUCCCCCACAUCCUCCCCAGGCCCCACCAAUUCCCGCCCCUACCCGCCUCCAGGCCCCGCCAUGGCCGCAUCCAAGAACCCAUCAUGGCGGUCGCGCAAGCUCCUCCUCUCGCGCUUCCAUUCCAAGAAUCAAGAAGCAGCUUCCAAGCCCCUCGCCACAGCACCCGGCCCCCCUCCCAAGAGCCAAGAACCCACCCGCCGCCUGGUCCUUCGCUUCGUAGCGAGCCCCGGAUUGUCUCGGAUACGAAGCUCAUCACGAUGCACUCCCGCGCCGGGCGCCUGGUCGACGCCCGCAAGGUUUUCGACGGAAUGGCGCGCAGGGAUCUGCUCGCCUGGUCGGCCAUGAUCGGGGCCUAUGCUAUCAGGGGCAUGUACAGCGAUGUCAGUGCGCUCGCAGUGACAAUGGUCAGGGAAGGGGUCAUCCCGGACAGAUUCUUGAUCACCCGGAUUUUACAGGCAUGUGCAUACACCGAGGACUUGGAGCUCGGGAUGGCGAUGCAUUCCUUGGCUAUUAGGAAAGGGUUCAUGGAGAGAACGAGGGAUGUGCCAGUCGGUAACUCGGUGCUGGCGAUGUACGUGAAGUGCGGAGAAUUGGGGCGCGCGCGUAGGGUGUUUGAGAAGAUGGGGCAGCGGGACUUGGGCACAUGGAACUCGAUGAUUUUUGGGUGUUGCCGGUCCAGUGAGUGGGAGGAGGCGCGGAGGCUGCUCCAUGAUAUGAGGCAUGAAGGUACAGAGCCCGGGGUUGUCACAUGGAAUACAUUGAUUUCGAGCUAUGCGAGGUCUGGGGAUCUUGAUGUGGCCAUGGAGCUGCUGGAGCAGAUGGAGGAGUCUGGAGUUGCUCCAGAUGUUGUCACCUGGACUAGCCUUGUGUCUGGGUUUGUCCACAGUGAUAGGGGGGAUGAGGCACUUCAGUGUUUCAUCCGGAUGCGUCUUGCUGGAGUCGAACCAAAUGGUAUGACAAUUGCAAGUGCCAUCUCAGCUUGUGCAAGUUUGAGGUUACUGAAUCAGGGAAUGGAGCUCCAUUGCCAUGCAAUUAAGGUUGGGAGUGUAAACAAUGUGCUCUCAGGGAACUCCUUGGUUGACAUGUAUGCAAAGUGUGGAGAAAUUGUUGCGGCCAAGAGAAUAUUUAACGAGAUACCCGAGAAGGAUAUCUUCUCCUGGAAUUCAAUGGUUGCAGGGUAUGCACAAGCAGGCUAUUGUGGCAAAGCAUAUGAGCUUUUCUGUAAGAUGGAGAGCCUUGGUGUUCGGCGCAAUGUGAUUACCUGGAAUAUAAUGAUCUCAGGAUACAUACGAAAUGGGGAUGACGAGAGAGCCUUUGAACUAUUCCAGAUGAUGGAAAGCUGUGGAGUAAAAAGGGAUACAGCUUCUUGGAACAUACUCAUUGCGGGUUCAGUGCAUAAUGGUCAUUUUGAUAGAGCCGUAAGAAUAUUCCGGCAGAUGCAAGCACUUCUGGUGCGACCAGAUUAUAUUACAAUCCUAAGUAUCAUUCCAGCAUUUGCAAACUUAGUUGCAUUUUGGAAAGUACGGGAGAUCCAUGCCUGCAUUUUUCACCACAAUUUAGAAAUUGAUGCUAAAAUUGCAAAUGCACUCAUCAAUGCCUAUUCAAAAUCCGGCGAUCUUGCUGGUGCUUGUGCUGUUUUUGAUAGGCACUCAUCAAGAAACAUUAUUACUUGGAAUUGUAUCAUUCUUGCACACUUGCUGCAUGGUUCUCCAAGUGAAGCAUUGGAUCGCUUCUGUCAAAUGAAACAAGAAGGUGUGUUGCCAGAUAAUACAACCUUGACUGCCAUAAUCAAGGCCUAUGGCCUCAAGGGCAAGGUAUCUGAAGCGGAAGAAAUAUUUUACAACAUGACGCAUGAUUACAACAUUGCUCCAGAUGUAGAUCAUUAUGCAGCUAUGGUUGAUAUUCUUGGCCGCUCAGGGAGAUUAGAAGAAGCAUAUGAGCUUAUUGAUGAGAUGCCACUCAUACCCAGUUUAGCAGUCUGGGAGGCAUUGCUUAGUGCUGCAACAAUUCAUGGAAAUGUAAGGCUGGCAAACCUGGCAGCAAGAGAGCUGGUUUCGAUUGAGCCCAGUGACCCUAGAAUUCAAAGGCUGAUUUAUAAUCUGCAGGAUCUGGCUGGAAAGUCUGUUGAUGUACCACACAUGAUAGUAUUCAACAAAGGAAGAGAGUUGGAAGAGGUUGAUAGCUGUUCAGUUGAAAUUGAGAACAAGGUCUAUUUGUUCUCAACUGGUGAUAAUUUUGUGUUAGAGCAUACAGUAGCUGAACUGAAAUCUAUUAUGGUUCAGAUCGGAAUCUCAAUGCUGAAUACCAGUAACGGGACUCCAGAUGUUGAAGAAGAGAAGGAAGAAUUAUCUGCAAUACAUUGUGAGAAGCUAGCAAUUGCUCUUGCAAUUUCAAAUUCCCCUCCUUUCAGAAGCAUACGGGUAAUAAAAAAUGUAAGGAUGUGUCGCCAUUGCCACACAUUUGCCAAGCUUGUUUCAGAAAAAUACGAGCGGCAAAUACUGAUCAAGGAUUCAAAUUGUUUGCAUAAGUUUAAGGGUGGAAAGUGCUCCUGUGAAGAUUAUUGGUGAAUACAACUGAUAUAAGUGGACCAAACAAAAGAUUUUGUCUUUGACCAUGCCUGAACAGUAUUACGUACAGUAAAUACACACAGUUGACCUUCUGAAUUGAUGGUGUUCAAUUUGUUUGAUAUCACUUAUGUGGUACCAAAGAUAUCUUGAAGAUUUCAACAUUGAUAAAGAAUGUUGACCACUCCGGAUAUUCUGUCCAAGAAUUACAUCUCUAGAUUCAGGAUAUCUGUUCAAGAAUUCUGUCUCCAUACUCCAGAUUAAACAAAAAAAGAAUACUUACUAAUCUGUGGUAUCAGAAAAGGAAAGGCAUUCUGAUUGUAUUCCCAGCUUCAGCAAGGCUGCCGUGUAUGGAUUGGGACAGUUGAUUACGCUAUGGUAUUACUCAGCACCUUUAUACCUGGUUCAGAACCAUGGAUGUGGCAAAGCAUUGAGAAUUAUCCUUCAAAUGCUCUUCACUUUACACUGCUGUAGCAAAAUAGGCAACCUGACUUAGAUUUACGUAGUACCAUAAACAUUAGUGAUAGCGUGGCUAUAAAAGAUAUUAGCUACAUUCAUUUGGUUCAUCCAAUAUGGAACAGCAUCCAACUUCCCAUUUUGAUGACACGAUCUGAUAGGAAGUCUGGGAUACUUUGCUCCUUUGCGAUUGGGCUAUAGUGGGCCAUCAGCCCCACACCAGACUGACCUAAAUUUGAGGUGAGGAUUGUGCUCACAUUUAUAGUAACGACUGGAGGCUCGAUCUUGCAGAAUUGGAAAAAGAGUGUGCUUAUAACAAGUAGUGAUGAAAAGAAAUAUUCUGUCCAGAGAAUGCUCUUGCACAAUCUAUUGUUAAUUUGAGCAUCGCUGCACCUGAGAAAUAGAGCAUUGAUUUCAUUGAUUAUAUUUUUGACAGUUCUUGAGUUGUAGGGCCCAUAUCUUGUAUGAAUGAUCAGAGAGUCCACUUGUCCUCA
This is a messenger RNA of Panicum hallii, 3595 nucleotides long. Its product is annotated as pentatricopeptide repeat-containing protein At1g19720. The record is from RefSeq and is a predicted model, not a curated record. The transcript has 3 exons. Gene Ontology annotation, molecular function: protein binding; RNA binding; zinc ion binding. Bases 60 to 2648 code for a protein of 862 amino acids. Gene Ontology annotation, biological process: RNA modification. NCBI's taxonomy places the organism in Eukaryota, Viridiplantae, Streptophyta, Magnoliopsida, Poales, Poaceae.